GAUGUUUCGCAGCGCCUACUCUUUGCUUCCCUUCAAACAUUUCUUCUUCUUUAGGUAUUUAUAGUAGCUACCUGGUUGCAGUGAAACACUCCAAAACACUCGAUGGCGCCGAUGACGAAGUUAUUUUUGUUGGGUGUUAUUCCCCUCUUUCUUCUCCGCUUCUGCUGCGGAUGUAUCCACAGGGAAAGGGAAGCUCUUCUUCACAUUAGAGCCGUCUCAAAUGACUCUUCUGAUCGCUCUCCCUUUCUUCCUGUGUAUUCGUGGGACGGCAUAUCCUGCAAUAACACCACGCAUCAUGUAGUCGGUGUUGAUCUGACAGAGCUUUUUGAUCUGCCGCGUUUGGUGGAAGGAGGCAUCAUAUGGCCGAGCUUGUGCGCCCUCACUUUUCUUGAAACCGUAGACCUCUCUUGGAAUAGAAUAUCGGGUACUCUUCCUCCCUGCUUGGGAAACCUCUCCUCUCAAACACCUGGAUUUAAGCUAUAAUUGUUUGAGUGGGAAUAUUCCAUUGUCCUUUGCAAACAUGUCUUCUCUCACACACCUGGAUUUAAAUUUUAAUAGUUUGAGUGGGAUUAUUCCAAGCAUGUCUUCUUCUCUCACAUACCUGGAUUUAAGCUAUAAUAGAUUCGGUGUGAACAUUCCAUUGUCCUUUGCAAACAUGUCUUCUCUCACACACCUGGGUUUAAGCGGUAAUAUGUUGAGUGGGAACAUUCUAUUAUCCUUUGCAAAUAUGUCUUCUCUCACAGUACUAUAUUUAAGUGAGGCUAGAUUGAGUGGGAACAUUCCAGUGUCCUUUGGAAUGGACAUGUCUUCUCUCACACACUUCGAUUUAAGCUAUAAUAGAUUGAGUGGGAACAUUCCAUUGUCCUUUGAAAACAUGUCUUCUCUCACACACUUGGAUUUAAGCUAUAAUAGUUUGAGUGGAAACAUUCCAUUGUCCUUUGCAAACAUGUCUUCUCUUGACGUCCUUAGGUUAAAUAACAACAGUUUCGGAGGUGAAACUGUCCUUAGUACUAUUUGUACGCUCAAGAGCCUUAGUGAAGUUGUUAUUACAAACAGCCAACUGAAUGGGAGCUUACCAUCUUGUCUCGGUAGUCUUCCUUCUCUAAGUUAUCUAUUUCUGUCCAACAAUCACUUGAGUGGUAUUAUCCCAGAUUCUUUAGGCAACAUUUCCUCGCUCGUUUAUUUUGAUGUUUCUUAUAAUGCUUUAAGUGGUUCUGUCCCAGAUUCCUUGGGGGCUCUGUUUUCAUUAAGAUACUUGGCUCUGUCUUACAACCAGCUAAAUGGAACUCUUCCCUCAUUUUCGAGGCUCUCCUCCCUUUGGUACUUGGAUGCUAAAGGGAAUGCAUUUGCUUCCUCAACGCUGCCCUCUUCACUUCAAUAUCUCCAUCUCACAUUAAACGGCCAUCAGAUAAUUUCAGAGGCUUUUUUUCACAACCUUAGCAAAUUAGUGGACCUGUCUCUGUCUGAUUGUGAACUUAAUAUCAGCCCUACUUGGAUUCCAUCAUUCCAAUUAUCCACCUUACAUAUGAAAUCAUGUAAGACAGAUGGUCAAAUUCAGUCGUGGAUUUCGAGUCAAUUCUCACUUGAAGACUUGCAAUUAGCUGACAACAAUCUUGUUGGAGAAAUUCCCUCUUGGCUCAUGGAUACGAGUCAUCUACAGUCAAUCAAUCUCACAGCAAAUUUUCUGGAAGGUCGCCUUUUGCUAAACAGUUCAGCUCAGAAAUACUUAGAGGUCUUCGAUGUGUCUCACAAUGCAUUAAGCGGACAACUACCGUUAAUUUGGCUUCCUGGUAUCCAAAUAUUGUUACUCAACCACAAUUUCCUGACGGGAAAUAUCCCUCCAGCCUUACAGCUUAGCUCUUCGCUAUUUAUGUUAGAUUUGGCAAACAAUCAGUUGAAUGGAAUGAUCCCUCAAAGCUUGGCCAACUGUUCUCAGCUUCAAAUGUUGAAUUUGGGGGAUAAUGAUUUGGGGGGAAUGAUUCCAUAUGAGUUUGGUGAGCUAAGUAAAUUGCAGUCACUAGUGAUAAAGAAUAACCAGUUGAACGGAUCAUUCCCUCCUUCCAUAUCAAACUGCAUAGAAUUAUAUUUUCUAGAUGUUGGGCAAAACUUACUCAAAGGACACAUUCCAAAGUCAAUUGGAAACCUUUCGAAGCUCAAAGUCUUGGCAAUGAGGAAGAAUGGUUUUGAAGGUAGUAUUCCCGCUGAAAUUGGGCAGUUGAAGCACCUCCAGAUCUUGGACCUUUCUUCAAAUCAUCUAUCAGGAUCUAUACCACGUAGCAUUUUCAAUUUACAAGCAAUGAUGACAGAACCACACCAGGAAUUUAGCAUGAUUCACUUUCAAGCUGGUCACAUACACGUGUAUGAGAAUGGGUCAUCUUACAUGUAUGAGAAUGGGUUGAAUAUGGAUUCCAAAGGCAGAGAUGAAUACUACACAUAUAUUUUCUCCAACAUGGUGUCAAUAGAACUUUCAAACAAUCAACUAAAUGGGGAUCUUCCUUCUGAUUUAGGAAAGUUGAAGGGGUUGAAAUUGCUCAACCUUUCCAUGAAUAAUCUCAAUGGUGUUGUUCCAAAUAGCAUUGUAGAAAUGAUAUGGUUGGAAACAUUAGAUUUAUUUACAAAUAAUUUUUCUGGAUCAAUUCCUUCAGAGCUUGGUUCUUUGAGUUAUUUGAGAGCCCUUAACUUUUCCAACAACAACCUUUCUGGUAGUAUACCUCAAGGAGGACACAUGACAACAUUUAAGAAAUCAUCUUAUUUAGAGAAUUCAUAUCUAUGGAGAUGUCCACUACCAAAGAAGUGCAAUUGGCCAGAGUUUGCUCCACCUCCUCCUCCUGUUUCUACAUCUAUUAACGAAGAAGAGCAAAGUGAGGAAAGUGUGUGGUAUGGGAUUGGAUUGGGACUGUCAUAUGGAGCAGGUUUUGCAGCAGUGGUUGUAUUUAUUGUAUUAAGAAGAAAGUGGCAACAAAAAUACUUCAAAGUAGUUGAUUUGGUCUUGAAAAUUUUUUUUCCACCGCUCUGCAAUUUGACAUUAUGAAAUUCUAUUUCUUUUGUUGAGGUGAGUCAAUAUGAAAAUAUUAUAAUUUGUUUAAAGCUCAUUUGAUUUAUCAUUUAAAAAAAAAUUAACUUUUCUCAUAUUUGUGUGUUUUGCAGAUCUUGGAAUUAUUGUAAGCAAUCUCCACAUACAUUAAUAAUGUUUUAUUUCUUAUUUGGUAUUUUCAAUAGAAUUUAAUUUUGGUAUCUGUAAAAACUACCAUUAUCACUUCAAAGUAUUGAUAAAUCUUAUAUUUUUCAUUUGAAUUAUGUUUUCUAGGAUUGUAUUAAGCAUUUUUUUUUAAUUUACACCUUUAAACAAAAUAUAAUUCAACAAAUGUAAUGGUGGCAUUGGCAUUAUUUCCUUUUGUCCACAAGUAAUUGUCAUCUAAUUUAUUUUUUAAGCUUGCUAUUAUCAAAUUUUAAAGCAAUCAAUGAAAAUAUUGUUGACGAAUUGUCUUUGACAUUUUUGGGUAUACACAAAAAGCUCUAAUGUCAAAUCCAGUUUGAAAGUUUUUAUUUUUUCAUGCAACUAAUAACUAUUCCAAAUCAUUAUUGUUGAUUAUUUCUCUCUUUUUUUCAAAUGUUUAAAACAUACAUAAUCUAUGUUGAGCAUUUAGAUCAAGAGUAACAUAUCUUAUAGUAUUUAUGUUAGAUUUGUGUGUCCAAAUGAUGUCCAAAUGAUCAUUUCAGUAUUUCAUAACAAUCUAAUUAAGAAAAUUAACUUGAUACUCAAUUUACUCCAUUCAACAACUAUAAAUACAUUGCUUCUAAUUUUAAUUUUGAAUGAUAAAGAGAAAGAUUAUUGCCAUAACCUUAUUAAUAAAGAAAUUUUCUCUCUUUUUAUUAUUAGAUUAUUGAAAUUAAAAGAUUACUUAUAAAUAAAGAAAUUCCUCAUCAAAUCUUGGUGUGAAUAUUUUUUGCUGUGAAUAUAUUACUUUUGUCCCAUUUUAAUGGGUUAAUAGAAGUUGAAGAGACUGUUGCAACUGAAUCCUUUCUGGAUGGUUCUUCUUCCUAUCUUUACUAAUACAUCUAUUCUAUGGGCCUUUGGUCAAUACAUGAGAAAGAGGCUCAAAUUUUUAUCUUUUAUUGGAUGAAAAGGUGUACUUGAAUUCUAAGCUCUCUAGAAUGCACUCCAAAUUUAUUGGCGUGAAAUUACACCUGAUAAGUCCAGAAGUUUGAGUUCCUUCAAUGAACAACUUUACUGGUGCAUCAAUGAUCUCAACCAUUAGACCGUGGCAGUCGAGUCCGUAGCGUGGGAGUGAAGGUGUAUCAAAAGAGGAGCAUUUCAGUCGAUUUGAUUGCCUGAAUGAAUUAUGGGAGCUUGAUGAAUGUUAAUGACAUUAUUUUGUGCAAAAGUUUGACAGAUCUGCUCAAGCCUCAAGUCACAAAUAACAUAGUGGGUGAACUUAUAUAAGCAAAUCACUCAGGAACACUUGCUACACGGAUCGUCGCCAACGUAUUCCACAAGUGGGCGAUUGCUGUAUACAAUGUCUGUCACAAGUUUUCCAUCUUUUAUCAUUUAGACUUGGGGUUAGAAGGGUGGAAGAAUUAUAUUGCUAGGUUCUGGCCGUUCUUACCCCUGUUUGUUGGUUUCCUUGUUUCGACUGGAUAAUGUUUUAUGCAGGAUAUAAUCUACAACAAAGGCAAAACCUUACCUGGGCCGGUUUCUGAUCCAAAAGAUCUCCCAAAGUGGAAUCAUGAUCGUUCUAGUACUGGAGAGGCGCUUGAAAAGGACAGUGAAGUCAGUCUACAUCCUCAGGCUAACUUCAGAGAUCCAUUCCAUAGGGGAAAGAACAUCUCGGGGAUUUUCGAUAGAUACAAACUUGGAUGCAAACAGUCUAGAGCAGCUAAGGCCUUAAAAAUGAAUAUGAACCAUUAAAGUCAACACAAGAAGCUAUUUAUUGUGUAAAUUAGUUAUGCUUGCUAUUCCUCUGUGAAGAAAGCUCAAAAAUUAGAGCCAGAGGCCUGCUACUCAUGAGCAAGAGAUACACGAAUAUAACCAAAAUCUCAGUAAAAGAAUCAAAAACAAACAAAUAAAAUGUACUUGAAGUUGCUCACCUCCAUGUACUUCUGAAUCAUUGAGGCAAUGCUCAAUGUAUUGUUUCCAGGGUCCCUUUGACUUCCACCUCCAUUUGAGAUUGAUCUUUCUCUCAUGGACAUCAUUGAGGAGGCAGCCAAUCUGUUCAUGGCAGCCAAUCUGUUUAUGGCAGUUAGGAUGCUUAUUCUUAAGCCUCUCCACAUCAUGUGAGGAGGCAUCCAAUCUGUUCAUGGCAGUUAGGGGGAAUGGUCAUAGCCCACCAACAACUGUUGUGCUUCUCACCUAGCCUUUGGUGGUGAGACUGCUACCUGGUCAGACUUCAGCAAGUUCUCUUGGUUGACUCCUGAUAUUUCUCCUGUGUGAAGUUGGUAAUAGCGGUUGGGACCCUCACAAGAAUAUAUCGGACUCCAUUGAUAUAUGGAAUAAAUUGGACGUCUAAGAUCUACCUUUUCCUUCCUUCUCUUGCUCAAUUAUAUAGCAGCUUGUUGUAAUUGUGGUAUUGUAACCCAUUUGAAUUUUUAGUGUGUAACUAUUUA
Cryptomeria japonica (Japanese cedar) is the source of this 5604-nucleotide messenger RNA. Its product is annotated as probable leucine-rich repeat receptor-like protein kinase At5g63930. Bases 521 to 3031 code for a protein of 836 amino acids. Lineage: Eukaryota; Viridiplantae; Streptophyta; Pinopsida; Cupressales; Cupressaceae. The transcript is spliced from 6 exons. The record is from RefSeq and is a predicted model, not a curated record. Gene Ontology annotation, molecular function: protein binding.